AUGUCAAAAACGAUCACGGUAAUGAUGCCGUAUCUGCCGUAUUCGAAGCAAUGCCGUAUGCUACGUCGAUCAUCGAUUCCCAUGAAGCUUAUUGCAGAAAUGAUUUGUCGUGCUGGUGCAUCACGUUUGGUGUCUUUGGAUCUUUACAAAAAAGAAAUUCAAGGAUUCUUUUCGAUUCCUGUGGAUAAUCUCCGUGCGUCACCAUUUCUUCUCCAGUAUAUCAAAGAAUAUAUUCCCGACUACAAAAAUGCGAUCAUCGUAGCGAAAUCUCCUGGUGUAAUGAACAAGGCGACUUCAUAUGCAGAUCGACUUCGACUUGGUAAGUGUUCCCUUUAUAAGACCUCGUUGUUGUUCUAUUGUGGGUUUUAG
Messenger RNA from Cooperia oncophora, 369 nucleotides. NCBI's taxonomy places the organism in Eukaryota, Metazoa, Nematoda, Chromadorea, Rhabditida, Trichostrongylidae. The record is from the annotation of a GenBank genome assembly.